UUGACUUUUCUCUUCAAACAGAUUGGAAACCUGGAGUUAUCUGCUAGUUGGUGAAAUUGGUUGGUAGAGGUGAUCUGCUCACUGUUACCGGCCUCCCCUGGCUGUUAAAAGCAGAUGGUGGCUGAGGUUGGUUCAAUGCCAGCUGCCUCCUUUGUGAAGAAGCCAUUUGGUCUCCGAAGCAAGAUGGGCAAGUGGUGCUGCCACUCCUUCCCCUGCUGCAGGGGGAGCGGCAAGAGCAACGUGAGCACUUCUGGAGACCACGACGACUCCUCUAUGAAGACACUCAGAAGCAAGAUGGGCAAGUGGUGCCACCACUGCUUCCCCUGCUGCAGGGGGAGCGGCAAGAGCAACGUGAGCACUUCUGGAGACCAGGACGACUCUGCUGUGAAGACGCUCAGGAGCAAGAUGGGCAAGUGGUGCCGCCAGUGCUUCCCCUGCUGCAGGGGGAGCGGCAAGAGCAACGUGGGCACUUGGGGAGACUACGAUGACAGCGCCUUCAUGGAGCCGAGGUACCACAUCCGUCGAGAAGAUCUGGACAAGCUCCACAGAGCUGCCUGGUGGGGUAAAGUCCCCAGAAAGGAUCUGAUCGUCAUGCUCAGGGACACUGACGUGAACAAGAAGGACAAGCAAAAGAGGACUGCUGUACAUCUGGCCUCUGCCAAUGGGAAUUCAGAAGUAGUAAAGCUCCUGCUGGACAGACGAUGUCAACUUAAUAUCCUUGACAACAAAAAGAGGACAGCUCUGACAAAGGCCGUACAAUGCCAGGAAGAUAAAUGUGCCUUAAUGUUGCUGGAACAUGGCACUGAUCCAAAUAUUCCAGAUGAGUAUGGAAAUACCGCUCUACACUACGCUAUCUACAAUGAAGAUAAAUUAAUGGCCAAAGCACUACUCUUAUACGGUGCUGAUAUUGAAUCAAAAAACAAGCAUGGCCUCACACCGCUGUUACUUGGUGUACAUGAACAAAAACAGCAAGUGGUGAAAUUUUUAAUCAAGAAAAAUGCUAAUUUAAAUGCACUUGAUAGAUAUGGAAGAAUUUGCCAGUUACUUUCUGACUACAAAGAAAAACAGAUGCUGAAAGUCUUUUCUGAAAACAGCAACCCAGAAAACCUGACUAACGGUGCCACUGCUGGCAAUGGUGAUGAUGGAUUAAUUCCUCAAAGGAAGAGCAGAACACCUGAAAAUCAGCAAUUUCCUGACACUGAAAGUGAAGAGUAUCACAGAUAUCCAGAAAUGAGCAUGCUGGGUAAAAUGCUUUCUCUUAGUUAUAAGAAAGAAAAAGACCUCUUGCAUGAAAAUAGUACGUUGCAGGAAGAAAUUGCCACGCUAAGACUGGAACUAGACAUAAUGAAACAUCAGAGCCAGCUAAGAGAAAAGAAAUAUUUGGAGGAAAUUGAAAGUGUGAAAAAAAAGAAUGAUAGUCUUUUAAAAUCUCUACAAUUGAAUGAGCUCACCAUGGAUGAUGACACCGCCGUACUCGUCAUUGACAAUGGCUCUGGCAUGUGCAAGGCUGGCAUUGCGGGCGACGAUGCCCCCCGGGCUGUCUUCCUUUCCAUCGUGGGGCACCCCAAGCACCAGGGCAUGAUGGGGGGCAUGCAUCAGAAGGAGUCCUAUGUGGGCAAUGAGGCCCAGAGCAAGAGAGGCAUCCUGACCCUGAAGUACUCCGUGGAGCACGGCAUCAUCACCAACUGGGACGACAUGGAGAAGAUCACCUUCUACAAUGAGCUGCGUGUGGCUCCCGAGGAGCACCCCAUCCUGCUGACCGGCACCCUGAACCCCAAGGCCAACCACGAGAAGAUGACCCAGAUCAUGUCUGAGACCUUCAACACCCCAGCCAUGUACAUGGCCAUACAGGCCGUGCUGUCCCUGUACACCUCUGGCCGUACUACUGGCAUCGUGAUGGACUCUGGUGAUGGGGCCACCCACACUGUGCCCAUCUAUGAGGGGAAUGCCCUCCCCCACGCCACCCUGCACCUAGACCUGGCUGGCCGGGAACUGACUGACUACCUCAUGAAGAUCCUCACCGAGCGUGGCUAUAGGUUCACCAUCACGGCCGAGUGGGAGAUCGUGCGUGACAUCAAAGAGAAGCUGUGCUAUGUUGCCCUGAACUUCGAGCAGGAGAUGGCCAUGGCGGCCUCCAGCUCCUCCCUACAGAAGAGCUACGAGCUGCCCGAUGGCCAGGUCAUCACCAUAGGCAACAAGCGGUUCCGCUGCCCCGAGGUGCUCUUCCAGCCUUGCUUCCUGGGCAUGGAAUCCUGUGGCAUCCACGAAACUACCUUCAACUCUAUCAUGAAGUCUGAUGUGGACAUCCGCAAAGACCUGUACACCAACACAGUGCUGUCUGGUGGCACCACCAUGUACCCUGGCAUCACCCACAGGAUGCAGAAGGAGAUAGCUGCCCUGGCAACUAGCACGAUGAAGAUGAAGAUCGUUGCUCCUCCCAAGCGCAAGUACUCCGUGUGGGUCGGUGGCUCCAUCCUGGCCUCGCUGUCCACCUUUCAACAGAUGUGGAUCAGCAAGCAGGAGUAUGAUGAGUCAGGCCCCUCCAUUGUCCACCGCAAAUGCUUCUAGGUGGACUCUGACUUAGUUGCGUUACACCCUUUCUUGACAAAACCAAACUUCUCAGAAAACAACAUGAGAUUGGCAUGGCUUUAAUUGUUUUCUUAUUUCAUUUUUUGUUUUGUUUUUUAUUGGCUUGACUCAGGAUUUAAAAACUGGAAUGGUAAAGGCAAGAGCAGUUGGUUGGAGUGAGCUUCCCCCAAAGUUCUACAAUGUGGCCGAGGAUUUUGAUUGCACAUUGUUCUUCUUUUCAAUAGUCAUUCCAAAUAUUGUGAGAUGUAUUGUUUCAGGAAGCCCCUUACCCUUCUAAAAGCCACCCCACUUCUCUCUAAGGAGAAUGGCCCAGUCCUUUCCCGAGUUCACACAGGGGAGGUGAUAGCAUUGCUUUCAUGCAAAUUACGUAAUGCAAAAUUUUUUGAAUCUUUGCCUUAAUACUUUUUAAUUUUGUUUUAUUUUGAAUGAUCAGCCUUCGUGGCCCCCCUUUUUUGUACCCCAACUUGGGGUGUAUGAAGGCUUUUGGUCUCCCUGAGAGUGGCUGGAGGCAGCCAGGGCUUACCUGUAUUCUGACUUAAGGAGAGUUGGAUAAAAGUGCACACCUUAAAAAAAAUUCAAUGAGGAAGCAUUAACAAAAACAGUAUUUCAGUACAGUGGACAGCUUAGCAUGUUGACAACUGAGAAUAAAAUGCUCAUUUCCGAACUGGACAAUGUAAGACACAACAACGAAACACUGGAAAUGGAAAUUCAAUUACGUCAUUGUAGACUGGCUACUGCUCUACAUGAUUGUGACCAAAGUCAGAGAGCUGAAAGAGACUUCUUUCCAGAGAACAAGACAUGAGCAGAUUCAUUUACAGAAGACAAUGAAUUCUCAUUUAUCUAACCUAAAAGAUUACGGAUUCUUUCUCAACAAGUCUAAUGUAGACAGUAAAAUCAACAGGCCAAAAGUUAAGCUCCAUGAAACAAGAUAAAACUCUGAGAGAAAAGAUGGGGCAGGCCGCCAUCUUUCCCGUUCAGGCAACUUAGUCAUUCCAGCCUGCAGGCUUUGGAGAGUACAAACCGACCAGGGAAAGAAGAGAUCCCACAGCACAGCAUAGCUGAUUUACCAAAUCAUGGCCAGACUGCUUCUGUAAGCAGGCCCUUGAUCCUGUUCCAUCUCACUGGACAGGACCUCCCAACUGGGGCCUCCAGCCAUCCCCACCAGCAUUCCUUGGCCAAUGGAAAUGUGAAAUGUUCCUGGGACAGAGCUCCCGGAGAGAGGGGCAGGCCACCACCUUUGCUGUUUGGGUGACUAGCCAUUCUGGCCUGCAGGCUUUGGAGAGCCCAAGCUGACAAGCAGUAGAAGAGGUACCUCAGCACAGCACAGCCACGCUAUGAAAACAUGGCCAGACUCUUGUUUAAGUCAGUCCCUGACCACAUUUCUAGUCAGCGGGUGAAGUCUUUCAACCAGGGUCUCUGGCUACCUUGACUGCUGUUCUCUGGCCGACAGAGGUCUCAGGCCUCCCUGAGUCAGAGCUCCCAGGGGGAGGACCUUAUGGUCAUCUUUGCUGUUUGGGCGACCCAGCCAUUUCAGCCUUAGGGCUUCAGAGUGUCUGAGGCGGCCAGGGGCUGACAUGAACCCCCAGCACAGCACAGCUGCUCUAUAAAAACGUGGCCAGACUUUUUCUUUAAGCAAGUCCCUGUUCUUGUUCCUCCUGACUAGGUAAGACUUCUCAACUUGCCUCCCGCCACAUCUUAUAGGUUUGUUCAGAUUGGCAACAGGUUCAUACCUCAGUGGUACAGAGCUGCCAGAGGAAGGGGCAGGCUAUCAUCUUCCCUGGAAAAUACGAGGCAAUUAGGGACUUGAGGGGACCCCCAGCAUACUACAACAGCCCUUCAGAAAAGUGGUCGGACUCUGUACUUGAUGGGCAGGUACUCCUGGGCUGGGUCUCUAGCCAGCCCACCACUGGAGCUAUCAAGCCAGUAGCAACUCGGCAGUUCUUUGGACAGAGCUUCCAGGAGCAAAUGAAAUCCUUUCUGCCACUGCCUUUGCAGUGAACUGCCCUUGCUACCCUAGAAGAUAUAUCAAGGGAGCAAAGACCCUAAGUGCCAUAUCAACACCUUCAAUAAGCUGCAGUUGACCCAAAGAACAAGCCAAUUCAUCUCACAUGGGUACCACACACCCUCCACUACUCAUCACCAGAUAGGGAACCCUGGCUUGGGCCCACAGCACAGACCCUCCAUCCUGGGCUGAUUAUACUAAGUGAUUGCUAACUCACAUGUCUCUGGGAUGAAGCACCCAGGAGAUAAGCAAAGUGGUGGCACAGCAAGUCAGGUGAUGUGGAGCCCAGAAGGCAGGGACAGCUAUCUCUCUAGGGUCCACUUGCCCUUGUGAGGCACUGUAUCCCAGCACUUUAGGAAUGCUGAGGUCAGACCAGCCACAUCUCAUGUGCAAGAUUGCCCAGCAGACAUCAGGUCCAAGAGUUCCCCUUUUAAAAAAGGGGACUUGCUUAAAAAAGAAGUCUAGCCACGUUUGUGUAGAGCAGCUGUGCUGUGCUGGGGGAUCACUUUUGAGAGAGUUCUCCUCUGAAACCUGAUCUCUAGAGGCUGGGCAGUCUUGCACUUGAGAUGGGGCUGGUCUGAUCUCAGCACUCCUUAGUCCGCUUGCCUAUCCCAGGGCCCCAGCCUGGCCACACCUGCUUACAGGGCACUCUCGGAUGCCCACACCAUAGUUUCUGUGCUAGUGGACCGUACCAUAUCAGUGGAGAGCUGCAGCAAGGUGGCCCCUACAGCCACACACCAGCCUGCACAUUACCUCUCCAUACUGCAGCCCUUUAUAUGGAAACUUCCUACAUCACUUUGCUGUGUGUGUUUAUACAGGUGGAUUUUGCUUUACUUGUCCUGACAGCACACAGAAGUGCAGCACACACCCAACCCACAUCAACUGCCAUUAAAGAAAAGAAAUUUCAGCCCAGAAUUUCAUGUCCAGCAAAAUUAGGCAUCAUAAGUGAAGGAGAAAUAAGAUCCUUUUCAGACAAGCAAAUGCUGAGGGAAUUCAGUAUCACCAGAUCUACCUUACAAGAGCUCCUGAAGGAAGCACUAAAUAUGGAAAGAAAAGACCAUCACCAGCCACUACAAAAACACACUGAAGUACACAGUCCAGUGAUGCUAAAAACCAACCACAUACAUAAGUCUGCAAAAUAACCAGCUGACAGCAUGACGACAGGAUCAUAUCCACACAUACCAUUACUAACCUUAAAUGUAAAUGGGCUAAAUGCUCCCAUUGAAAGACACAGGGGGCAAGCUGGAUAAAGAACCAAGACCCACUGGAGUAUGCCGUCUUCAAGCAACCCAUCUCACAUGCAGUGCCAUACGUAGGCUCAAAAUAAAGAAAUGGAGAAAAAUAUUUCAAGCAAAUGGAAAACAGAAAAAAGCAGGUGUUGCACUCCUAGUUUCUGACAAAACAGACUAUACCAAUAAAGAUAAAAAAAGAGAAGGACAUUACAAAGGUGGUCCUGACCUUUGAUAAAUCUCAUUAUUUCUUGAUACCAACCUGGGAUGUUUUAAUUGACCAAACCAGUAGGAUAGUUUGCUGAGGUUGUGGAGCUUCUCCCCUGCAGAGAGUCCCUGAUCUCCCGAAAUUUGGUUGAGAUCUAAGGUUGAUUUGGCUGUACAACUCCUUUUCAGAAGUUUUACUCAUUUCCAACAAGGAAGGCAAGUUUUCCUGCUUCCAUGAUGAUGGAGAGCAGGCACCUCCUUUCCUGAGUUUCAGCUUGCUUCUGACAGGGAAGGUGAGUGUAAGUUUUUUCCAGCUUCUAAGAUGGCAGACAACAAUCACCAGCCUGAGCCUUAUUUCCAGGUAAGUAGCUGAAUUAGAGUUUUGUCUUAAAAUUUUUCCUUAAUGCUUAAAAUUUAAGAUUACCCACCAGCUGCUUUUAAUUUCUCCUUACCAUUAGAACACUCAGUAAUCAUAUGAAUUGUGCAUUUGUUUUGUUUUGCUUAACUCUUUUUGUUUGUUUAUGUUUGGGGCUUUAUUGUUGUUGUUUCACUUUUCUCCCAUCUCUUCCUGACUUGGUCAAAUCCAAAGGAAUGUUCCAAAUUGUGGGGAGCAAGGCAUCUGAAAUGGCUAAAACUCCUGUGGCUGCAAAAAAAACAAAAAACAAAAAACAAAAAAAAAACCCCAACAACAACAACAAAAAACCCCAAAAAACAAAUAAACAAAAAAUCCAGUUGGAAAUUUUUUAAAACUUUUUUUUUUAUAUAAGUGGUCUCAUCUACAUAACAAGGCCAUCUUUUGCUAGCAAAGGCCAAACUGAAGGAGUAAUGGUGGCGACCCAAUGUGAAGAUUCUGCCCUGUUCACUACAGAAACCUGAGUUUGGUUCCUAAGUCUAGUUCUUUCUGUUUGAUAUUUGUGUUACUUUUAAAAUAUCAGCAGUUUGUUCCAGCUAUGAUGUGGUAGUAAGAGACUCAAAACGAUUUUCUUUACAAGUUCUAUGAUUAAAAGCUUAAUUAAAAGAAAA
This is a messenger RNA of Pongo pygmaeus (Bornean orangutan), 7050 nucleotides long. Its product is annotated as POTE ankyrin domain family member B3-like. NCBI's taxonomy places the organism in Eukaryota, Metazoa, Chordata, Mammalia, Primates, Hominidae. Gene Ontology annotation, molecular function: protein binding. The record is from RefSeq and is a predicted model, not a curated record.